Nymphaea colorata (pocket water lily) is the source of this 3631-nucleotide messenger RNA. RefSeq names its product probable LRR receptor-like serine/threonine-protein kinase At1g56130. NCBI's taxonomy places the organism in Eukaryota, Viridiplantae, Streptophyta, Magnoliopsida, Nymphaeales, Nymphaeaceae. The record is from RefSeq and is a predicted model, not a curated record. Gene Ontology annotation, biological process: protein phosphorylation. The transcript is spliced from 25 exons. The coding region runs from base 232 to 3444 and encodes 1070 amino acids. Gene Ontology annotation, molecular function: ATP binding; protein kinase activity; protein binding.
AAUGGACAGACGAAAUGGACUAAGCUUCACCAAACACCUCUCCUUAGUCCUUUCUCACUCUUUUUUUCCUCCAUGUGGAAAGGCAAAGUCAAUGGCCCACACUGUUCAGUAUUAUCCUGUUCUCUCUCCUUUGAUGACAUCGUGUGCAGUCGUUCUCAAACUUUGCUCACUUGUUUAUUGAGCAUCGCCUUCUUAUAACAGUUCUUUUCGUGGGAAGAGUAGAACAUUUGAAUGCGCAGCGCGAAGUUUAGCGAAUCCAUGGUUUCUGCCUUUGUCUUGUUCCUUCAAUGGAUUCUGUGCUUCGUUUCCGUCGUCGGAAGGGGAGCCCAAGCUCAAGGCCAGAGCACCACAGACCCAGUUGAAGUGAGCGCUUUCAGAAGCAUAUCAAAGCAUUGGAACCUCUCGUCAUCUGCUUCAUGGAAUCUAACUGAACCCUGCAGCGGCACUGCCAUUGAUGCUUCCACAAUCGUUGACACGCGCUAUGACCCCGCGAUCAAGUGUUCCUGCAGCAAUGGAACUUGCCAUAUCACCAAACUGAAAGUUUAUGCUCUGAGUAUCAGGGGAACUAUACCAGAAGCUCUUGCAAAUCUUACUUUACUUGAUGAUUUAAAUCUGGGUCAAAAUUAUCUGACAGGUCCAUUGCCUGCAUUCAUUGGCAAUUUAACCUCCUUGGAACGCUUGACGUUUGGUAUUAAUGCUCUCUCUGGGACUGUUCCGAAGGAACUUGGAAAACUUAUAAGACUUAAGUUACUGGGUCUUGGAUCAAAUAAUUUCUCAGGCCCUCUUCCUCCUGAGCUUGGAAACUUGGUGAACUUGCAAGAACUGUAUAUUGAUAGCGCUGUUCUCAGUGGCCCAAUUCCUUCAACAUUCAUAAAUCUAAUGAAAUUGAAAAUAGUGUGGGCAUCAGACAACCUAUUUACUGGAAAGAUACCUGACCUCAUAUGCAAUUGGACGGAACUUACUGACCUGAGGCUUGAAGGGAGCUUUUCACAGGGUCCAAUACCAUCAGGGUUCUCUAAUUUAACAUCAAUGAUAAAUCUGCGUAUAAGUGAUCUGUCAAAUGGGAGCUCUUCCUUAUCAUUUAUUAGAAAUAUGAAAUCUCUAAGCACUUUAGUAUUGAGAAAUGUCAAGCUGUCUGGCAGUAUUCCAACUGAUAUUUGGAGUUAUCAAGAAUUGAAGCAUUUGGACCUCAGUUUCAAUAACCUAAACGGUCAAAUUCCAAGCUCCCUCCUCAAUAUGAAUUCACUUUCCAACUUGUACCUUGGAAGCAACCUUUUAUCUGGUUUAAUACCAUCCACAAAAAGUUCAAAUCUUCUCAAUGUAGACUUGUCAUACAACAAUUUAUCUGGAAGCCUUCCUCCUUGGUUGGGUGAAAACAAUUUGAAAAUUAAUUUGGUUGGAAACUCCUUGGUCAUUGAUGGUUCUAACAACAGUGGUUUGCCUGCUGGAUUGAUGUGUCUUCAACGGGACUUCUCAUGCAACAAAAAUCCUCCUAUUUCGACGACCGGUGGACGAACGACAGCGACUGUGGACGAUUCUUCAUUUGCAAUUAAAUGUGGUGGUCCACAGAUUACAUCUUCAACUGGCAUAGUGUUUGAUGGAGAGAAUGAGGAUCUUGGUGCUUCAUCAUAUUAUAUGAUCAACACAGAGAGAUGGGCAGUGAGUAACAAUGGGAUGUUUCUUGCUAACAAUAAUGCUCAGUUUACGCAGAACAGCUCAUCACAAUUUACCAACACAUUAGAUUCGAACUUAUUCCAAACUGCAAGGCUAUCUCCAGUUUCAUUGCGAUAUUAUGGACUUGGCCUCCAAAACGGAAACUACACAGUGAAUCUUCUAUUUGCUGAAUCAGUUUUCCCAGAUUCACCUAUUUGGCAAAGUGUUGGAAGGCGUAUUUUUGAUAUUUAUGUUCAAGGAAACUUGGUGCUUAAAGAUUUUGACAUAAGAAGGCAGGCAGGUGGAGUUUCAUUUAGAGCUGUUUCAUUGAACUUUACGGCCAAUGUAUCUCAUAACUUCCUCGAAAUUCACCUUUACUGGGCUGGAAAGGGAACGUGCUGCAUCCCUGCUCAAGGAACUUAUGGGCCAUCUAUUUCAGCAAUUAGUGUUACUCCAGAUUUUGUGCCAACUGUUUGCAAUCGCCCACCAGGCAUGUGCUUCAGAAAGAAAAAGGCAACAAGUGCUGUCAUUGGAAUUUCUGUUGCCGCUGGAGUGGUUAUAAUUACUUUCCUUCUGGUAAUUUUUGUUUUGCGACAGAGAAAAAGGAGGCUCCACCUUCAAAAUGCAAAUGCAGAGCUCUCAGGAACAGGUGUGAAACCAAAUAUAUUUAGCUAUGCUGAACUACAGGUUGGAACAAACGAUUUCAAUGCUGCAAACAAGUUAGGAGAAGGGGGAUUUGGACCAGUAUAUCAGGGCACACUUUCAGAUGGGAGGGUUGUGGCUGUGAAGCAACUUUCAGCAGCAUCACUUCAAGGAAAGAGUCAGUUCCUCACUGAAAUCGCGACCAUUUCUGCAGUGAAACACAGAAACCUUGUGAAGUUGCAUGGAUGUUGCCUCGAGGGGGAUAAAUAUCUCCUAGUCUAUGAGUAUCUUGAAAACAAAAGCCUUGAUCAAGUUCUCUUUGGAAACAAGGGACUGAAUUUGAAUUGGCCUGCUCGCUUUCGCAUCUGUUUGGGAACUGCUCGAGCACUUGCUUAUCUUCAUGAAGGAUCUGGGGUAAAAAUUGUACAUAGGGAUGUCAAAGCAAGCAAUAUUCUACUUGACGCUGAGCUUAAUCCAAAAAUUUCUGAUUUUGGUAUGGCCAAGCUUUACGAUGAUACCAAAUCACACCUUAGCACAAGAGUUGCGGGAACAGUUGGAUAUCUUGCACCAGAAUAUGCAAUGCGUGGACAUUUAACUGAAAAGGCGGAUGUGUACGGAUUUGGGGUUCUUGCUCUUGAGAUUAUUAGUGGAAGGCCUAAUGCAGACACUAGUUUAGACCAAAAGGAGAUAUAUCUUCUGGAAUGGUGUUUUACAAUUUUGCAGGCCUGGCAUUUACAUGAAAACAAUAGCCACUUGAAAUUGGUGGAUCCAACUCUAACUGUAUACGAUAAAGAAGAAGCUCUCCGAGUGAUUAGAGUUGCCCUUUUGUGCACACAAGCAUCGGCAUCACUACGUCCACGCAUGUCUCGUGCCAUUGCCAUGUUGUCAGGUGACAUAGAAGUGAGCGCUGCAACAUCAAGGCCUGCAUAUCUUACUGAUUGGCACUUCCAGGAUAUAAGCAGCACAAUUGAUACCAAUGCAUCCACAUCCAAGAUGACUGCAACCACAGGUUCUGAUAACUACCAAACUACACCAGUAACCACAAGUACGAUAACCGAGGGAAGUCACUUGCCCUACAGUGAUACACACACAAUAUUUCAACAUUCACGAAGCAUUGGUGACGAUGAUGUCCAUGAAAUAAGGUUUUAAAUUUUUAAUCUAUAUAUAUCAUAGUAGUUAGAUAUGGACAGUUUUUAGUUUCUUUCAUCAUCUGUGCUCUUUUUAUUAUUGUGUUUUUGUACCAUAUAAAAAUGAACGAGUGCUGGUUUAGCCUUUUUUAAUGAAAUGGAGACUGGAAGAUGUAUCAGAACUGCUUACAUAAGAGGCAUUUUUAUCA